GUUAUGUGUUAUGUGGUUAAGUUGUGACGUCAUAGCACUCGUUGCUGCUAGCGGAACACCCAACCGUUAGGUUCUCGGUCUCUGUUGUUGCUAUCUGUUAUGCAAUUUGUGUGUAUUUAUUGAUAUGGAUACAAAAAAGAAAUAUUAUAAAUAUUGUAUAGUUCCCGGAUGUAAGAAUACCUCGGUAUCUACCCCCAAUAAAAUAUUUAUUUCGUUACCAAGUGACGAAAAUGUUAGAAAGUUGUGGCAGCAGUCAAUGCGCAGAGAAAAAUUUGUUAGCAAUAAAGGGACAAAGUUUUGCUGUGAAGAUCACUUUAACGUAGAAGAGGAUAUGGAGAAUUAUAUGUAUUAUAAGACAAUGAGACGUGGAAAAAUACAAUUAAAAUCAGGGGUUAUUCCGCACAUUUUCAAAUGUCAGGAAGAUAGAAAAUCAUCACACAAGUCGAAACCAAGACAACUAUUUUUGAAAAGAAAAAAUAACAGUGAUGAUGUAAGAGAUUCCUGUGUAAUGAUAGAUACACAAAGUCUCGAAAGAACUGACAAUGAAACAGCUCCUGAGACAAGCACUGUACAAGGAAACAAAUACGUUCAAGUUAAUUUGAAACCUUUUGUUCGCUCGAAAUCAAUUCAGUGUAUUCUUCCAUGCACGAGUAAUGAAGUUUCAAAUCGCAGCAAAAGAAAGCAAUUUAUGAAUACUUUAAAACUAAAAAAAAUAUUGUGAUUCCUCCAUUAAGCCUUCCAAUAGCAGCCGGAAUUACCACCUCGGAUGUGACUAUACAAUUUCUGAAUUUAGUAUUUUAGAAGUAUUUACACAGAACUGGAAUGCGAAAGAGAAUGUAGAAAAUAUAAAUAUUUAGGAAUUCCAAGCCAUUCUGACUACAAGAAUUUGUAUAGUAAUACAAAAAACCUACCCUUAUGAGAUCAUCACUUAAAAACAUUUAUUCGAGCAUUUAUUCAGUGAAAAUUUCUGACAGAAAUCGGAAAACAUCUACCAGUUCCAUCUUGUCAUAGAACAGAAGUUUCUUUUCAAAAACUAAGGAAACCAGUUUUGCAGACUUUAUUGCAAUCUGAAUCCGAAGGUUGUAUUACAAUAAAGUGUUUAGUAACAUACACCUUACGGUCUUAAUUUCACAUAGACUUGGAGUCUGCCUGCAGGUAUAAAAAAUUCUAAGCAAGAAGUGACGAAAGCUAAAAUAAUUGUUGGUUUAAAAAUUCACGUUGAACACGUUACUAUGUUUCAGUUUCGCACCUCUUCAAUGAGAUUAAUUAAAUAUUUAGAUUUUGAUCCAAUCUCAUUGCGGUUUAAUAUGUAAAACUUAAAUAAAUUUUGUAAAAUUA
Messenger RNA from Anoplophora glabripennis (Asian longhorned beetle), 1338 nucleotides. RefSeq lists its product as uncharacterized. The record is from RefSeq and is a predicted model, not a curated record. The transcript is spliced from 2 exons. The coding region runs from base 125 to 721 and encodes 198 amino acids. Lineage: Eukaryota; Metazoa; Arthropoda; Insecta; Coleoptera; Cerambycidae.